Messenger RNA from Microdochium trichocladiopsis, 669 nucleotides. RefSeq lists its product as uncharacterized. The transcript has a single exon. Bases 52 to 363 code for a protein of 103 amino acids. NCBI's taxonomy places the organism in Eukaryota, Fungi, Ascomycota, Sordariomycetes, Xylariales, Microdochiaceae. The record is from RefSeq and is a predicted model, not a curated record.
CCCCCCCUGGCCGUCCAGUUUUUGACACCAGGACGUGAAGGGCAUGUCGCCAUGCAGGCGGCCCGUGCGCGCGGGUCCAGUUCUGGACAAUUACGACCGACCGUCUGGUCGUUUUCGUUGCCAAGCCCGCGGGUCCAAGCCUUGCCCAAGCUUUGUGCCAAGGGUUGGCGAAGCAGGAUUUCCCACGGGACGGGAGCGAGUCUGGUGAGCGACUUUGUGCGGGAAGGGACAAGACACAGAGAGAGAGACAUAGCUCGCCUUGGCGCAGAUGACAGAGACGCAAGCUUUCUCUUCCCACGCUGUGCCCUAGCCCCCGUGCUUGCGCGUCAUCGACGCUCGACACCACCCAUCGCAAAUGGAUGAUGUGGCAUCAGUGAAAUGGGCGACACGUCUACCUAGAUGCCUCAAUCAAACUGUCAUGAGGUCGCUGCUCAGGACGAGCGUGGUCGCGCACUGCAAAGUAUGUCGGGUGUCAUGAGGCUCAUCACUCCCAGCCAAGGCACCUACCGCUCACAGCUAAUGGUACAAUCGUCGCUGAGCCUGUGCGGAGACUCCCCGGCGACGCUGAACCGACCUGCGACCGAGGCCGACCUAAAGUAAUGUACCCGACCAAAAGGUAGGCUUUUAGAGUUUGCCAGCGCGCCGCGUGGGCUGAUGGUGGCAUCGGAG